Messenger RNA from Saccharomyces eubayanus, 780 nucleotides. RefSeq names its product Nem1-Spo7 phosphatase regulatory subunit SPO7 (gene SPO7). The record is from RefSeq and is a predicted model, not a curated record. Gene Ontology annotation, molecular function: phosphoprotein phosphatase activity; protein phosphatase regulator activity. NCBI's taxonomy places the organism in Eukaryota, Fungi, Ascomycota, Saccharomycetes, Saccharomycetales, Saccharomycetaceae. Gene Ontology annotation, cellular component: Nem1-Spo7 phosphatase complex. Bases 1 to 780 code for a protein of 259 amino acids. Gene Ontology annotation, biological process: nuclear envelope organization. The transcript has a single exon.
AUGGAGCCAGAGAGCAUAGGCGUCGUGGGGAACUUCAUCCAGGAUGAUAAUGAUAGUGCGAUAUCCGGGCCUCGCAAACGUUCUGGCAGUAAGACAUCUAGUGCAAAGAAUACACGGAACUCUAGUAACAUCUCCCCAGCAUCAAUGAUCUUCAGAAACUUGCUGAUAAUGGAGGACGAUCUAAGACGGCAAGCUCAUGAACAAAAGGUAUUGAAAUGGCAGUUCACUUUGUUUCUAGCAUCUAUGGCCGGCGUGGGUGCGUUCACCUUUUACGAAUUGUACUUCACUACAGAUUAUAUCAAGGGAUUCCACAGAGUUAUUUUGCAAUUCACUCUAGCUUUCAUUUCCAUUACCGUAGUUCUUUUUCACAUCAGUGGGCAAUAUAGAAGAACCAUUGUAAUUCCAAGAAGGUUUUUCACGUCUACUAAUAAGGGGAUUAGGCAAUUCAAUGUAAAGCUGGUUAAAGUACAGUCUACAUGGGACGAGAAAUAUACAGAUUCCGUGAGGUUUGUGAGUCGAACCAUUGCGUAUGGCAACAUUUACUGUUUAAAAAGAUUUGUGUGGCUUAAAGACGAUAACACCAUCGUGAAAUUUUGGAAAAGUGUCACAAUACAAUCCCAACCGAGAAUUGGAGCUGUGGACGUAAAACUUGUACUUAAUCCCAGAGCAUUCAGUGCAGAGAUUCGAGAAGGCUGGGAAAUUUAUAGAGACGAGUUCUGGGCCAGAGAAGGAGCAAGAAGACGCAAACAAGCGGAUGAACUCCGACCCAAAUCAGAGUAA